Molecule: messenger RNA, 1496 nt
Organism: Telopea speciosissima
Lineage: Eukaryota; Viridiplantae; Streptophyta; Magnoliopsida; Proteales; Proteaceae
Product: brassinosteroid-related acyltransferase 1
Exons: 3
Coding region: 61-1461 (466 amino acids)
Molecular function (GO): acyltransferase activity, transferring groups other than amino-acyl groups
Source: RefSeq, a predicted model, not a curated record
AUCAUACCAAACUUCUCCCCAUCUCAACGAAGCUGAAGUGAACAAGAGAGUUGGCAAUUCAUGGCUACUAAUCAAGAAAAUAAUCAGAAAGUCACCGUGACAAAGACAGUAUCUGUUUACCCCAAAUCUCUGCACCCUCCAGCACUGCUCAGUCUCUCAAAUCUAGAUAGACAAUGCCCAAAACUUAUGUACAUGGUCUUGUUCUUCAACCCAUCUCGUAGUCAACAACACACAUCAGUUCAGUCACUGUUCCAGACCUUGAAAAUAGGAUUGGAAGAAACUUUGUCAGUCUGGUUCCCAGCUGCUGGGAGGCUUUCCUUUAGUCAAACUGAUGGAAAGCUUGACCUUUUGAGUAACAAUGCUGGUGCAGUUUUAGUUGAGGCAUUCACACAGGUGAAGAUCUCAGAGCUUAGAGAUCUUCCACAGUACAAUGAGUUUUAUGAAAAUCUGGUUUUCAAGCCUGUUUUCAAUGGCAAUAUCUCUGAACUGCCUCUGGUUGCUGCUCAGGUGACACGAUUUGGUUGUGGAGGGUAUACGGUGGGUGUCGGUUCAAGCCAUGCUUUAUUUGAUGGACUAGCUACCUUCAAUUUCCUUAGUGCAUGGGCAACUAAAACUACCAUGAGGAGAGCAGAUGAAGGAUCAGAGCUUUGUGAAGCAGUACAUGAGAGAGGUCCCUUGUUGGUUGGUUAUCGUCGAGCCCAAAACCAGAUCAUUAGGUUGAAUAACAACCCGAAUCCGGUGACAAGUGUUGCAGCCUUCAAUCAUCUACAUCUAUUGAUAAAACAGGCAACCUCUGAGCCAAUGCUUGGAGGGUGCAAGUUCUCUAAGAUUGGGGGCUCAACCCAGGAGUCUUAUAUACUGAGUACCUUUCAUGUAGGAAGUGCAAUGGUGGAGAGCCUAAAGAGGAAAAUUAGCAGCCAUGCAUGUUCAUCUUUUGAGGUGAUGGCAGCCCAUCUGUGGAAGGCUAGAACCAAGGCCUUGGGACUGAGCAAGGGGAGAAUGGUGUGCCUACAAUUUGCGGUAGAUGCAAGGAAUAAGAUAGUACCCCCACUACCCAGAGGUUUUAGCGGAAACGCUUAUGUGCUUGCUUCUGUAUGUUGCACAGCAGGAGAACUAGAGGAAGCAAGCUAUGAUGGAACUAUUGAAAAGAUAAAGGAAGCAAAGAGAUCUGUAAACACUGAUUAUGUGAAUGCUUAUAUUGAGGCUCUGGAAGCACCACAGGUUACCCUCCCUCCACUGAGGGAGCUAACGAUGAUUUCUGAUUGGACAAGGACACCUUUCCACAAGGUGGAUUUUGGACAUGGAGAAGCAUCUUAUGCAUCUCCAUUGGUCCCUCCUCUUCCUCAGGUUGCAUACUUCAUGCAGAACCCACAUGAAACAAGGGGGAUUGAUGUGAGGAUUGGUUUGCUUCCCCAAUACCUGCAAGCUUUUUCUCACUACUUCCUCACUAAACUGCACUAAAAUCAAGUACCCAACCAUUGGAUUUCUUCUUGUUG